AUGCAGGCUGCCGAGUAUGCGUCCAAGCGGGCCCAUGCCACCAUGCAUCCUUCCACUGGUGUCGACCCUACCAAGAAUCACGGCACUUACUGGAAGACCGCCCUCCUGACUGAGGAGCGCGACUGGGAGAAAGUUCCUCCUCCUGCGCGUGAUACCUUCACCCUAUCCGACAUCCUCGGCCAGACGGACCCUCAUCUCGCUGUUGUUUCUCGCACCGGCCUCAUCGGCAUGUCUCUGCAGUACUACCAGCUGCCCGGUGAAACUGAAUGCCGCCAGCACUUCUUCUUCGAACUGAAUGAGAGCGUGCUAUUUGCCGACGUGGACGGAAAACGUUGUGCCAUCCAUGGCUUCGCUAUGUGGAUGGCGCCUACCACCGAUGGGAAGGCCGAACUCACUGUGCGAUUCUGCAUCAAGAGUGAACCUUGGAUGGAUCCUCUUCUGAUCUUUGACUUUUAUGUCGAGAAGUCGAAGAUGGACCCGAAGGAGAACUUCAUUCUGAUCGAUUUCAUCAAUGCUCUUCAGGGAGACUGGCGGCAAGUUGCACGGAUAUCGCGAUGCUCUUGGAUGAUCCGCCUCACCAUCGCCAAGUUCCUCAGCUGGUCCUGCCACGGCAUGGACUUCGAGGAGGCCAACUUUGCAGGCGACGGCGAAUACAUGGGCGAUCUCAAAUUCGACGUCAUCAUCUACAACAAGUUCAAGUCCGACCCCAACGAGCUUGGCGAAAACAUGAAGCGAAUCAUUGACGUGACGAAGACGCCCAUCAAGCGCGGUGUUUGGCUCGACGAGAAUUUCACCCGCCCUCUCGUAUUCAGACUUGCAAAACUGCCGUACGAGGGACCUCCCGCCUGGCGUGAUGCCCUCACCAAUGCGUCGGUUGACAAAUGGUUUGAGGGGAUUGAUGACUGGUUUGCUACGGGAGAGUUUGCUAAGGAGUGA
Fusarium fujikuroi IMI 58289 is the source of this 936-nucleotide messenger RNA. RefSeq lists its product as uncharacterized. NCBI's taxonomy places the organism in Eukaryota, Fungi, Ascomycota, Sordariomycetes, Hypocreales, Nectriaceae. The transcript has 3 exons. Bases 1 to 936 code for a protein of 311 amino acids. The record is from RefSeq and is a predicted model, not a curated record.